Molecule: messenger RNA, 2724 nt
Organism: Ruditapes philippinarum (Manila clam)
Lineage: Eukaryota; Metazoa; Mollusca; Bivalvia; Venerida; Veneridae
Exons: 4
Coding region: 1504-1908 (134 amino acids)
Cellular component (GO): membrane
Source: RefSeq, a predicted model, not a curated record
GGACAAAUAUUUUUUAUCCCAAAUUUAACAAGUUAAUCAAAAAUUUCUGUUGAAAACAUUAUUACAUUUUAGUUUAGAUGAUAAACAAAGGGGAAUCAAAUGAGGAAUAAGAAAUGUUCUUAAAAGAGCAUCUUACAUUCAGAAACACCCGUCCCUUGUUAUGUCAACAGAUUUAAUGCAAAUGCCAUACAUGUACUUUACAGUUAAGACAACCGCAUAGUAGAAGGGGUCUGAAAAAGUAUAUAAAAACAUUGUUUUAUCUUAGAGCCGCAUGCCUCCAGAUUCAUGCUUAUUUUGUAAUAUAUUUCAAAUCUUUUAGAUAUUAUUUUAUUAAAAUAUUGACAAGUGAACAAAGACAGUAAUAAGCACAUUACAAGCGGCACUUUUAAUUCACGUAAAUUACAAAGCAAACAAUAGCCCUUACUGUGCUAGUCACGCAGAAAUAUGGUGCUAUGUAAGUACUGCAACAUCAGUCUUUUAUAGCAUAUAACACGUAAAUUAUUCCUUGAAUUGAGAGUAAUGUUACUUUUCUUAAAGUCAUGGUAUAUUUUUCUAGAAGUUGAAUUUCUUUAAAUUUGUCGUGUCAUUUGGAGGCAUGCUAGUCUGGAGUUCCCUCCCCUUACACUACGUUAUCAGUAUUCAACUAAGGCAGGGAACCAGACUACAGGCACGCGACAUCAUUUUCGGUACAUAUAAACUCGUGUGUUUAUUUAGAAACAAGUAAUUAACUGCAUGGACAUUCAAAUAUUUGACACAGUUAUAUUUAUAAAGAGCCUCAAUGUAGGGUUUAACAAUACCCGAUGUAAUAUGAUAUAUGCUAAACAUUGACUAAAUUAAAUGUAUUCUUAUUAAUUUCUUAAUAUACAUAAGUCUAUCUUCAUGAUCUUGGAGAUCAUGCCAUCAAUAUAUUAGUACAUUGUAUUUAUACAAAAUCUUGUCUCCACACAAAAACCAAUUUUACGAUAACGUAAAAUGUUAGCUUAUUUUAAAGAGCUCGAAAACAUACCUUACUUUCCGCCAAGGCCCUACCAUGUUCUACAUCUAUUAUUUGAACAUUUUUUUAUACAGAUGAAGAACAAAAUGAAAUACAUUUAGAGGCUUAAUAUGACUUUAAAUAAUUGCAAUGACGCAUGCCGUUGACAGUCGCCAGCGAGUAAUUAUAAUAUGACGGGGCGGAAUCUUUUGUAUACGUUUACUUUAAAGGUGGUACAAUAUGUCCGAUAAUUGUGUCGAUUUAUAUCGGUUACAGAAUACCAAUAUUCAUAAAAGAUAUUUUGUAGGUCGAUACUUAACUAUUAACAAUAUGGUAUAAUUGUUUAAAUCAAAUUCUUUGAAACCUUCGCGUUCAUGGAAUUCAUGAAAGGGAACAUGUACGAACUUAUUUCGGCCGUCAAAUAAUACUUUAAGAAAUAAGAACCUAUGUUAAAGACAUUCACCCUGUCAUAAGUACAAGGCCUAGCAAGGAAUGCUUAAUAUCUAACAGUUUUGGAAUACCUUAUAAACAUGACGGACAAUGCAAAAAUUCACCCUCUGUCAACUCCAAGUGAGCAAUCUGGUGUAUUACAACCACCGAGGACAGACAAUCUAUACCAAGAGAACUCUAAACAGGGUAACGCCCAGCAGCAACCAACAGCAGUGGUUGUGACUCAGCCAGAAAAUGCUGAUCAAGCAGCAGCAAGACGCCCUCCAAAUUAUCUUCCCUGCGCAAUCUUAGCUUCCUGUUUUUGUUUUUUGUGUGGACUAUAUGCUAUACAGGACGCAGUACAGGCCAACAAUUUAGCAGCUCAAGGAGAUAUGAAGGCUGCCAGAUCCAAGGCCAACUGGGCAAGAAUCGAGAUUAUCUUCAGCUUUGUGUUUGGAGUUGCUGUAAUCAUCGCUAUUAUUGUCGUUCAAUCCAUUUAUUUAUAAUAAAAUAGUAUUAUCGUUUAUAUUGAUAGAAUUUUAAGUAUCUGGGGUUAUUUUUGUUAUUAAGAGAAAUAUAAUUUUUACUUUAGUGUCCGGCUUUAUUUGUCAUCCAAUUAAAACGCUGUAUUUCUUUAAAAUAAUGUGUGUUAAUGUUCAUAGAAGAACAAAAGACGAACGGAUACUGUAUCAUUUUCCGUUCAUCGUUGCCUUCUGUUUUCUAAAGUACUGCGUAACAGAAGUAAUUUCUAUAAAAUUGCGCAUAAGCUGUCCUAUGCCGCUUUUGAAUAUUGGUUAAGUUAAAAUGAUGUCAAAAGGUCAACCUACAUUCAUUUUAGCGGUAAGCUGCUUUAGUAAUAACAACUUCUGGAGAGACUGGUCUUUUUGAGCGAAAACAGCCAAAUUACUAACACUGAUUUGCUGCCGCGCAGAACAAAUUAGUUCUAAAAAUGUUACAAACAAUUACCAAUGAUCCGAAGAUUUUUCAUGUGCUGGGCCAUUAUAUCAUGAUAUAAUUUUAUGUGAUUUUGAUUACUCGAAUGAGAUUGUGAGAAUAAACAUUUAAAAAAAAUAUUAACAUAAACUUGUUUAAGUACGCCCGAUGUUACUUCGCUGAAUUCCGUGAACAAUCCAAACUCCUCGCAGCGGUUACUUCCCUUUAUCAGUACAGUCUACGCCGAAGAAUUAAGUGGAGAUCACUGCGUGGAGAUUGUGAACAAUUGUUUUUAGCGGUUUCGUGUGAUUAGAUCGUACAACGUGCAAGUGUUAUUUAAUUUUGUUUUAGGUUUAACUUAUACAAAUAAAUAUACGUUACUUAUUACU